Carassius gibelio (silver crucian carp) is the source of this 6353-nucleotide messenger RNA. It is a transcript of the gene spred3, whose product is annotated as sprouty related EVH1 domain containing 3. Gene Ontology annotation, cellular component: membrane. Gene Ontology annotation, molecular function: protein kinase binding. Bases 2673 to 4211 code for a protein of 512 amino acids. Gene Ontology annotation, biological process: negative regulation of MAPK cascade; multicellular organism development. The record is from RefSeq and is a predicted model, not a curated record. NCBI's taxonomy places the organism in Eukaryota, Metazoa, Chordata, Actinopteri, Cypriniformes, Cyprinidae. The transcript has 6 exons.
ACUCUUUUAUAAAAUGCCGCCUUGAACUCUGUACAUAAUAAUAAACCAAACAGAAAUAAUAACGUUAUCUUUUAUAUUGUGUUAGUUCGAUGCAGGAACUACUGUGAAAAUGUGUUUCAAAUGAAAAAAGUGAGGUAAGUAGUUCAUUUGAUUUUUAAACUGAUGAAAUAUUAUCUGAAUUUAACAGAUGUGGUUUAUAGUCUGCUUCCUGUUCAGGCAAGACAACCAAGGUUAAGUCACAGAUGCAUUAAGAUGCACAUUUUCACAGGUUUGACUCCCCAUAUAACAUUUAGAGGCAGGUCAGCUUUCAAACAAUGUUUGCUGUACAUAUUUCUUUCAUAGUUGCAUUGUGUUUUGUUCUGGACUUGGCAUAUGCUUAGGCUUUUUUUGUGGGCAUGGAGGAGUAUGGGGAAGGGUAGUUGUGCAUAGGGUCUUUCCAAAAACGAUGUUUGUGGUGGUAUCAAGCUGGGGUGUCAUAUUGUAUCUUCAAAUGCACCACCCACAUAAAAAAGUCAACUCUGCUGCUGGUGACCAAGUCCUGGAAAGUUUAGCUCCGACCCUAAUCAAACAUACCUGCUAAAUCAGGGUCUUGUGUUGAACAAGCUGGAAGUGAACUUUGCAGGGCAGUGGGCUUUCAGGAGCAGGGGUAAAGACCUCAAAUUUACAGUAUCACUGCUUUUUUAUUUUUUGAGGGCAGAGCAGAAGGAUUUCUGGAUGGUUUUGGUGUCAGAUCACCGGGAGUUAAACAUCCGUUAUCUUUCAUUCUCUUCUGUGCAGGGUUGACCUCUAAUUGUGAAUCUUAUGGCAAUACAGAUGACCCUCGUGUUUUAUAAAGAAAAGAAAACCAAGAGAAGUUUAAUGCACAACAUGUCCAGGUUAUAUUUAACCCAAUAUAUCUAAAGAAAAAGCAUUAAGGAAAUUUAGUCUUUUUGAAGGAGCCUUGGAAUUGUGGCAUUAUUGUUGCAACAGUUGAGUGAAUUCAAUGUAUUGAACCUGUAUUCAAAUGUAUUGAGAUUACAUUUCAUGACACAAGAGCACAUUAGACAAAGAGUCAAUUGGAGGAAAGUUUCUUUAACACUUACUUGCAUGCCCUUAUUUCCACCCUCUUGAGUUUCCUGAGGUGUGUCGCAUGUUUUCUUGCACUUCAGCAUGUUGGCUUUAAGUGGAGCUGGUGUCUUUUUGGUUGUAGCCUCAAUUUCCCCUUGGCUCUUCAGGUACAAUGUGUGCUGUCUAAUAAAAGAUCUGCCCUUGUUAGCACAGACUUUAACCUUUCCUUUCAUUGAUACUGUUCAGGGCCGGAAAACGCAUUUCUGUAGGCUAAUUCACCAUUUGAACCAGAAUAUCAUCAGGCUACUUUAUCUCUGCUGUAACCUAAUUCAGUAAACUCUACUAAACCUUGGAUAGUAUUUGUGAAAAAUACAGUUUAAAUAAAUACCCAAUUUUGUUGGAAUAUCUCCAGAUAAAAGUGUAUAAGAGAGAUUUCAUUUAUUCCUUAAUUAGGUGUGGAGUUUUGUUCAUAUAAUUUCAAUUAAAAUAACAAUAAUCAUUUUAUUUUUCGUGUAAAAUGACUGUAUUCGGGUCAAUUGACUAGCCUACAGCACCUGGAAAACAUUAUUAAUAAAAUGCAAACAGAAGAGGUCAGGAAUUUUUGUGAUUUGUAGGCUAUAUUUGUACUGAUAAACAACUAUUUUUUUUUUUUUAAAGAACAAAUGUUAUAGGAAAAACAAUAGCGAGGAUAUAGGCUAAGACUAAUUUAACAACUAAAAAAAGAAAAAUAUAUAUUAAUUAAAAUAGCAAACUAUUUAAGCACUGCCGUGCUGUAGCUUCAUGUACUUUAUGCAUCUGUUUGAAGGAGCGCGAGAGGGGUGUUUAUUAGAGUUAGAAAGGCUCGAGGCUGGCGGGGCUGUUUAUCAAUGGUGGGCUAUCAGUGAACAUGAAUGGGGAGUUGGAGAUGAAUGGAGCUAGCUGCUGUGAAUCCUGUCAUGGCGUAUAGAGCUGUAUGUAUGGGAGCUGUCCAAGGUACUGAGGCGUGAUCCAUCGCUGAUCUACACUAGAACAGAUCAACCGAGUGCACUUACCACUAUUGAUAUUUUGCUUUGUGUAAACAUCUCUCUCACUAACAUUAACAGUCACUCUUUUUUUCCAGUUUUGACAGUGGUGGCUGUUUAUGUACAUUUCCAUUUAUAGAAGCAGAUCGCUCUGAAUGUCCUGAAAGCCACAGAACUGGACCGAUGCGACUCCCACUCGGGGACACAGUGUCCAUCCACGAGUGUGUGAGAACUGCUGUAGACAGGUAGAGAGAGAGAGAGAAAGGGAGGGACUGAGAGAGAGACAGAGCGAGAGAGAGAGAGAGAGAGAGAGGAAGCGAGGGAGGGAGGAUGAUGAUGAUGCUGGCGGUGGAAAAUGGCUGCUGCAUCCUCUAGCCCAUCCGAAACCCUAUGAAGGUGGACAGAGAAAGACAAGAAAAAGAGAGCAGCAAGCGCAAGGAGUGAGUGAAUGAGAGAUGGUGUGCGUGCGUAUGUGAGCGAGAGUGUGAGGACGCGCGCGCGCGCGCGUGUGUGAGUGUGAAAACGCGCGCGCGCGCGAGUGUGUGUGUGUUCGGUAAGAAGGGGAAUAAAAAAAGACGAGAGACCGGGGGGCAGCCAGCUCGAAGCGGCGGGCAACACCGAGCCAUGGAGGGCGAUGUGCGUGUCCGAGCCGUGGUGAUGACACGUGAUGAUUCUAGCGGUGGCUGGGUGCCCCUUGGAGGCGGCGGCCUCAGUCACGUGGUCAUAUGCAAGGGGCGGAGCUCUCAAGGUCGUGGGCGGAGAGAGUACGUCAUACGUGGAGAACGGCUACGCGAUCGAGCACCUGUGCUGGAAUGCGCCAUUCAAAAGGGUCUGGUCUACAAUAAGGUGAACCCCAUCUUCCAUCACUGGCGUGUGGAGGAGAGGAAGUUUGGUCUGACCUUCCAGAGCCCAGCUGACGCCAUCUCCUUCGAGAAGGGGCUUCAAAGUGUCCUUGAGAAGCUGGACAGAGGAUCUGACUCGCCAUCCUCCUCGACACCUGAAGAGGGCGACACAGAGGAUGACGGUCAAGCAUCUCAUACAGGGAGUGAGUCGUCAUCCAACAGCAGAAAAGAGAUGCUGCCCAAACCCAUUACCAUUGUGACCAGUGAGUCGUCCUCCACCUGUUUUGUGCGCUCCACAGAGGAGUUUGCGUAUGGGACAGGGCACGCAUGCACGACGCAGACCCCAGCUCAGAUCCACACCCGACCUGCCCAGGACCAGCUCACCCAAGUAACCGCCGUUUUGAACCCUCCGGCGCCCCCUCCGCCUCCUCCAGCCCCCCCGACCCCCCCCAUAUUGCCCCCUACCUCGUCCCCCCUCUCUCCGCUCUCGCCCACCAUCUCCCUGCUGGAGGAAGGGGAUCUCCGUAGCCUGGACCCGUGCAAGGACCUGUGGGGUACACGCGGCUACGAGGACUACCGCCGCGCCGGUGCUACACGGACCAAGGUGGGUGGGCUGACGGGGGGCGUGGUGGUGGGCGGCGGCCAGGACAAGACAGAGCUCUGCGUGGUGCGCUUCGAGAAGGAACUGGCCGGCGUGGGCACCACGGGCUGCGAGGUCACCGUCAUGCUGGACACCAAAGGCUCUCAGCGCAACUCUUCGCCCACCUGCAUGCCCAACGCCGUGCCGGGAGUGCCGUCGGCCAGCGGCUCCCCGGAGGAGACGGGCAAAAGCUCGCCCUCACCCUGCUGCAUUCACACCUCGCUCGCCACGCCCCGCUCUCGGACUCGCAAGCGAGGGGCCGGCGGAGGGGAAGCCAUCUCGCCCGACGACGACAGCUCCUGUCCUCAGGGCUCCUCCUCUUGCUCGUCACGCUGCGUGUACUGCCGCUCCGUCUUCAGCGCCUCUGAGAACGGACGGGGGCGCUGCCGGGACGCUCCCGAUCCGGCGCUACACUGCUUGCGCCAGUGGACAUGUGUGUGGUGUGCGGAGAGCCUGCUCUACCACUGCAUGUCGGACUCCGAGGGCGAGUUCUGGGAGCCGUGCUCGUGCGAGGACUCGAUGGGAGGCCGGCCGCACACGCUGUGCUGCGCCCGUUGGAUGGUGCUUUUGACACUGUCUCUUUUUGUGCCCUGCAUGUGCUGCUACCUGCCCCUGCGCGCAUGCCUGCGCUGUGGGGAGAGAUGCGGCUGCUGCGGAGGAAAGCACAAGGCCGUGCGAUGAGGCCUGACUGGGGGGAGGGCGUGUGGAGGGGGCUUAUUGUGACGGGACGGGAGCACAAAGACGUUGCCGUCGUUCGAGGAACAGCUGUAGAGCCAGAUCUCCUACAUAAACCUUCCCGAUAAUAUCCCCUUGCCCCCUCUGAGGCCGUCUGCUGCAUUCCGCUCUUUCUAUUCUCUGCUCGGACCCUUCACGCUCAUACCGGUGGAGGGUGCAUGGGUUCGGGGAGAUCGCUCUCUGAUUUGCUGGUCGUUGGGUUCAGGGGUCAUCUCCGGGAGGUGGGGAGUGAAUGGGGAUCAGUGACGUGUAAACAAUUGUUAGUUUUUUUUUCUGGGUUUUAUUUCUUAAUUUAGGGAGAAAAUAUGAGAUGAAAAAUGUUUAUAGCUAUGGUUAUAAGACCUUUUUUUGAGUAUCUAAUUUUACUUGAUCUAUUUUUUGCAAUUGAGUUAAUGAAUACACUCCCCUUGUACCUCUACGUUACUGAGUUUUACCUCAAAGUCCAGAGGAGAGGAAGGCAGAUAGGCUUAUUUCGGGGUGCUGUGGUGAGGUUUUGUAUAUGGUCUUUGCGGUAGGUUUUUCAUGCACGUUCGGGCAGAACAUAUCUGUGAAGGAGAACAUGUUGAUGUCGUAUCACUUUUAGUUGUUUGAGGACAGGGAACGUGAACAGUCGGAUCGAGGGCAGCAGUUUCACCAAAUUCACCACUUUCACCACAUACAUGUUCAUUAUUCUGUCAAGAGAGUAUAGUUGUAUUGAACUUGCCAGCAACCAAGAAGGUUGCCUAUAUUUGAAGUACAGACCAAAAAUGUGGAGAGAUAAUCUAGACGUAAAUCUGCCGAACAUUUGCACAGCAAAUGUGAACCGAGGCCUUGAAAUGUAGUUGUACACACCACCAAAAAUAAAUUAACUUUGUUACUUAUUAGUAAGAAGUAAAGAAUAACAGAGCAAAGGCUUGUUUUGUGUGACAACAUUUUAACUUUAUCUGUCCGUAUAGCAACAAGAGAAGUACUCAGUCAUUAACUAUCAUGAGUUACAACGCGUGUGCUUUUGCGUUCCUAAACAGAGCAACGAAGUGACAUGCCAUUUUGUCUGGUUAGCCCCGCCCACAGUGAAAUCUCAUUGGUCCAAAAAACAUCAGCUACAAUUCUGAUUGGCUGUGACUGUGUUACAGUACAUAAUUUAGUUUUCACUGUGGACAGGCAAAUGACCUGAUGCUGAAAACUUCAUCGUCUGGCUAGAGGACGCUAAAGAAUUUAGACCAAUCAGUUCAAACACUGCCUGGCAUAACGGUUUGGACCACAAAGUGUUAAGAAACAUUGCUUUAAAUAUCUCAAAGCUGCUAUUUCAACUCCCCUAAACUUGUCUUACCUCGCUGCUAGUAAUGAGGAGUUAGGGAAUCAGACACAGCCCUGUAGUCAAUGUUUGAGUUAGGAAGACGACGCCUCUAAAUUAUGAUAUCUAUGAUGGGGAAGAACUAACGUCCAAGAGGUUUCUCCGUCAAUGUUGUAUUAACUACUCAUUAGAGGCACUUUAAAAGAAAAGGGUUUUACAGCAAGACCAUGAGAUCUACACACAUGUGCAUUGUAUUUCAUUGUCCAUCUGGACUCAUUUCAGUCCAUUUUCAAAGACGUGAAACAUUCUCUCACUCACACACACACACACACUCACUCUUUAUGGGCAGAAUAUUAGACAUGAGUAGAGAAACACAAAAAGACCCAAAAAUAGCACUGGAAAAAAGGAGAACUUUGCGAGAUGAGACCACCCUUGAGGGCCCUAGUCAUACAUCCUAUUAAUAAAUGUGCCUUUUGAUUUAUUUAACCAAUAACCUAUAAUUUCUAAGUAACGACGUACCUAAAUACUCUUUUUUUUUUUUUUUCAGGUUGUUUAUUUCUGCCAAUGUGCAUAUUUGAAUAUGUAUGUGUCUAUUAGUUUGAUAAGUAAUCAAUGGAAAAUAUUACCUGUUUAUAUAUUUAUUGAGAUAUUUAUUCUAAUUCUUUAUUUAUUUUUGGAGACGGGUUUUUAUUUUCUGUGCUGUCUUACUUCUCUGACUUUGUGCCAAUUUGCUGCUUUGAGGUGUUACAUAUCGUGGGUUUGUAUCAUUAAUUAAACCCUAACUCUAUAUUUUAAUGAAAAGUUUGCACUCUGAA